This is a messenger RNA of Rangifer tarandus platyrhynchus (Svalbard reindeer), 597 nucleotides long. The record is from the annotation of a GenBank genome assembly. Lineage: Eukaryota; Metazoa; Chordata; Mammalia; Artiodactyla; Cervidae.
AUGCCCCCUCCUAAGCUCCCACCCCGGGUGGGAACGGGGCAGGACGGGCGGCCUUGGAAAUCCACAGGGCAAGGAGGCAAGAGAGUGGUGGCCAAGCGGGCCCCGGGAGGCCCCCCUCCUUCAGAGGCACGGGCUGGGUGGGCUUGGCCCCCUGCCCCCACGCCCUUCCCACCCAGGAACUCCCCCUUCAUACGCUCUCCAUCUCUAGGGGGACUUGGUGCUACACGCUGGUGCUUUCACUCUUCCUGCGGGGAGGGAGGAGGGAAGGGCAGCCCGUUAGGUAACCCCCUCCCUGGGGCUCCUCUGAAGAUGGUGCAGACACUUCCUGGGCAGUCUCGCCUCCCCCUGCCCACCAGGACCCACUUCUGGCUGCGGUCCAGUUGGUACCCAAGCAUAGAAACCCUCACGCUGGAUUGGGUCAUGCCAUCUCUUGGCCUCCUUGGCCCCCCUUUCCCCGACCCAUCGCUGUUCCCCAUGUCCGAAGACUCCCCCCAACCCUGUAUUGGGAACAGCCCUCUUGCUCUUGUGGAAUUCAUCCGCCCGUCUGUCCAUCCGUCCGUCCAUCCUUGUCCCGGUUUGGCCGCCCGGCACCCCUAG